Molecule: messenger RNA, 1962 nt
Organism: Amoebophrya sp. A25
Lineage: Eukaryota; Dinophyceae; Syndiniales; Amoebophryaceae
Source: the annotation of a GenBank genome assembly
AAGCAGGAGAUCCCUUGUGCGUUUCUAAAACAAAUGAAAGAUCUCUGCCUUGAUCCCUGACGCAAAGAAAUCUGAAAAAGCGUCUGGUGUAUCAAUCAGCUUUAUUCCAAGUGUUGGUGUAAUAUCUACAUUAUCAAGAACUGCUUACUGCUGCGACUGUCUUCUUCUACGACGUGCAAUUUGAAUCUGGAAUCAUGUCUCCAACUACAUCAAAGACCACUUCUAAGAAUUCAUCAGACAACAUUAAAGAGGGGUUCUCUAUUUCAGUCUUCAUCAGAAAUUUGGUUUUCCUCUCGGGGUUAAUCUUGCUGUCGUUCUUGGCUACCCGUACUGACUACGCCGUUGCGCUUUGCGAAAAAAUCGUACUCAACUCUGGUGGAGCUUCGACUGCUGCGUUUGAGAAUAUCAAUUAUGAGAAAUUAUAGUUUGAUUCUUUGACAAACCAAGGUCAACGCCGUAAUUGUAGUAGAGCUCCUGCUCUGGCACAACGAGAAACGACAACAGUUCAAGAACCAACCAACUUCAAAAGAACGUCCGUUAACCUCUACCACAGAAGAAUCCUCGGAUCUCGUCUCUAACUGCUACCCAAGAAGAUGCCAGCGACUGACGCUCUUGCCCGUAAGUACUUCGAGGCCUGGAACAGCCAGGAUCUUGGCGUCUUGGGCGAGACGUUGGAUGAAAAGGUCACACUUCGCGAUUGGGAUAUAGCCGCUGAAGGAAAGAGCAAAGUUGUGGAAGCUAAUGGUUUUCUUGUGCCUAAAUUCACCCACGGAAAUAUUUACAAGGAAUCAUCAUGAUCUGCUGCUACGUUAUAACACCUGUGGUCUUCUUACUCGUCAUUGUCAUAACACUUGUGGUAGUGGGUACAUCUAUCUAUCUAUCUAUCUAUCUGGUCUCCACAUCACUUCUGUAUGGUUUAUGCUAGCGACAGGAGCUGAUUGUAUAAUAGCCUCCGCAGCAGGUAACAUCUUCAAAGCCGUUCCUGCGAUUAAGAUCGAGGGAUUCAAAAAUGUUCAGAACCUCGAUCUUAAUCGCAGGAACGGCUUUGAAGAUGUUACCUGCGCAGUCUAUAGCACAAUGGUCUGUCGCGGCUAGCAGAACUCUACAUAAGAAGUGUGGAGACUGUCGCUAGCAGAACUCUACAUAAGAAGUGAUGUGGAGACCAGAUAGAUACUAUAGCCUCCGCAGGUAACAUCUUCAAAGCCGUUCCUGCGAUUAAGAUCGAGGUUCUGAACAUUUUUGAAUCGAAGUCGGAUCUUGGUCCAGCCGCUGCCUGUGAGAUCUUGGUCAAGGUGUCGGACUCGGAGACCCUCAAGGUGACGGACAUCAUCCAAUUCAAUGACGCUGGUCUGAUCACCGCUGUUCGCGCUUACAAGGGCUAAAUGUACUAGAGGGGUUGGAAGGAGCUGCAAGGGCUGGCGGCAGUGGAGUCGGUGACAGUGAGGUGUGGCGGAAGAGCGAGGCGGUAGCGGAAUACUACGGUAAAAAAUGCAGAAGUGGCGGAUCAACACGGGAAAUCAAGAUCAGGAUCAUCUUUCAAGAAGUAGUAAGUACUCACUUUGGCAGAGAUACAACGCGGUAGUCGUUAAUAUUUUCUUGCCAGGGGCGGCUAGUUGCGCUUCAACUGUCGUAGCGCGGAGAGGAAGUGCCACGAUGAUGCGACGUCGUGGGGCUUGAUAACAAAGGAUUUGGUGGAAGACUCGUUCAUGGACUUGCGCUUGCACCGAAGAAACCACUAUCGCUACACACAUCGGAGGCAGUUGAUAUCUCGAUAUCUUUACACAGGAAACUGAUCAUGACCAGUGUAUGAAGAUAGACAUGAAAGACAAAACUCAAUACAUGUUCUUCUACAACUAACUCCUUGUUGUACACUCACAAACACAAGUCCAUAAUCCAACUUCAAAACUACACCAACCAGGCUGCGGCAGUGUUAGAGUGGCACUCCUAUUUGUUUUGUUCGAC